Molecule: messenger RNA, 1816 nt
Organism: Drosophila hydei
Lineage: Eukaryota; Metazoa; Arthropoda; Insecta; Diptera; Drosophilidae
Gene: PIG-V
Product: GPI mannosyltransferase 2
Exons: 2
Coding region: 292-1641 (449 amino acids)
Biological process (GO): GPI anchor biosynthetic process
Cellular component (GO): endoplasmic reticulum membrane; mannosyltransferase complex
Molecular function (GO): alpha-1,6-mannosyltransferase activity; GPI mannosyltransferase activity
Source: RefSeq, a predicted model, not a curated record
GUGUAUACACUGUUUACUACUUGGCUGGCCGGUCUCAUUCGGCCAAUUAUUUAUUUAAUUUUUAUAAAGAACAUAAAACUGACUAGCCGGCCAGUUAAAUGUCAACACAUAUUUAGAGACUCCUAUAAAGCCUCAAUUUACACUCCAGAAACAGAACACCUAUUGCUGUGCACUACGAAUGCUGUAAGCAUAGGAAAACAUUUGUUAUAUAUUCCAACUGCAACGUCUACAUAUGCACUCACAUUCAUAUAUAUAACAUAUUUAUAAAUAUACUUAUACAGAUAGACAAAGAUGACACUUAAAGUAACGAAGCUUGCACUAACGAGUCGCCUCAUCAUCCUGGCCGUCCAAAUGCUGGGCAAUUGGGUUGUGCCAGAUCAUAAGCCGGAUGUAUUUCGCAUGCCAAUGCCCAUAGUGAAUGCAACGGGAACCGUAUAUGGCUUGAACACGCUUGUGAAUUUCUGCUUAGGCGGUUUGCGGCAUUGGGAUGGCGAAUACUUUCUCCAUAUAGCCUACUAUUUGUAUACCUACGAGAAUACACUGGCCUUUUAUCCGCUGUAUCCGGUGCUCAUACGGAAUUUGGCCGCUGCUUGCGAGACCUUCAAUGUGCCUAUGUCACUGCACGCUCUCACACUGUUUAUCGCUGUCGUCCUCAAUUUGUGGUUCUUCUGUGAGGCAGCCAAUUAUCUAUAUCAGCUGACGCAACGUGUCUUUAAUGAUCUACACAAGAGUUGGAAUGCAGCGCUAAUUUUUUGUUUCAAUCCGGCGAGCAUUUUCUUCACUGCCGCCUACUCGGAAUCGCUGUUCGCCUACGCCAGCUUUAUUCUGAUGCUCGAAUGUGUUCGACCAAAGCAACAGUUUAAUUAUAUACGCAUUUGCAUCAGCUUGACUGCUUGCAUAAUGUGCCGUUCCAAUGGAUUGAUUGCCGUCGGCUUUCCCUUAUACUUCUUUGCGCGCCAUAUGAUUCUCACUGCAAACGCGAAACGCUGCAAACAGCUCUUCAGGAUGUCACUGGCCAUAUUCAUCCCAUUGUGCAUAUUGCACGCCUAUUAUUUUUACAUCUAUCGAAUGUAUUGCAUGCCCAGCAUUAAUGUGAAGCAUCCUGAUCAGGUGGUGCAUUAUGCCAGCGAGAGGAACUAUCUGCUUGCUGGAAACGGACCGGAGGGAUCACCUUGGUGCCAGUAUACUUUGCCAUUCCCCUAUAAUUAUGUGCAAUCUACCUAUUGGGAUGUUGGCUUCUUGCGUUACUAUCAAUGGAAGCAGUUGCCUAAUUUUUUGCUCGCAUUGCCCAUGUUAAUCUUCAUGCAUUGGCAUUGCUGGGAUUACUUUUUGUUUUUGGCCACAAAAUUGACGCCGCAAGUUUCAAGCUGGCGAGAGUUGUUCAAGACACAAAAGUCACUACCAUUCGUGCUGCAUGGUGCAUUCUUGACCCUUGUCUGUGUCUUCUUUAUUCAUAUUCAGGUAUCAACUCGUUUGUUGGCUUCAGCCACGCCCAUUUUUUAUUGGUUUGCUGCCGAUCAUAUGCCUAAGUCACUGGCGCAACUUUCAUUUCGCUCUAAGGCUGGAGCUCUGUUUCUUUGGUGCACUGCGUAUUGUGCUUGCGGCACAGUUCUUUUCGCCAACAAUUUUCCCUGGACUUGAAUACAAGAUUCAUAUUGGACAGACGUUUAUGUGUAUAUUUACAUAUAUGUGAAGCUAUUAUUAUUUGCCGAAGAGACUGUAAUAGGAUUGGAUAUGUUGGUAAUUUUUAUAGGCAAUUUUAUUAACGGUAUGAAAAACAAAAGCAAAUUAAAUUAAAUAAAAGUUUAGAACCAAA